Molecule: messenger RNA, 543 nt
Organism: Talaromyces rugulosus
Lineage: Eukaryota; Fungi; Ascomycota; Eurotiomycetes; Eurotiales; Trichocomaceae
Exons: 1
Coding region: 1-543 (180 amino acids)
Source: RefSeq, a predicted model, not a curated record
AUGACUCGCCUGGCUACCAACGAUACCAGUAGUAUUCUCAUGGACGAUUCUAUACUCGGAAAAAUCACGCGUCUAGAUCUUGCCACUGGCGAUCUUGCAGUCGUCAUUCAAGACCCGCUCCUGACUGUCCAGAAUAAGACCAAUCUCGCCAUUGCCGUUAAUGGAAUCCAUACAUACGGUGACAAGCUCUAUUUCACAUCUCUGAACCAGGGGGUUUUUGGUCGCCUACCUAUCUCGAUGGUGACGGGCGAGCAGACAGGUGCGGCGGAGGUCAUUGCUGACGGACUUUUUGUUGCCGACGAUUUCGCGCUUUCCAGGGACGGUAAAAAGGCUUGGGUUGCUAUGAACACUGCUGACGUACUGGUUGAAGUUCAAAUCCCUGAAAAGACUAGUAGUGUCGUAGCUAAUUCAAGCCUAUUGGGUUCGGAGUCGGCUGUGGCAAUUGGCCUUGGCUAUCAAGAAGCAUCUGACCUAUACAUUACAACAGCUCAACCUGCCGGAAACUCUACCGUUGGUGGUAUUGUCAAGCUUGCAUUGGAUUAG